GUGAUCGGUGAUCAUUUAACCGGUGAUCGGCGAUCAGUUGACCGGUGAUCUCGAAUAAUUCAAUCGACGAAUAUUUAACCAGUGAUCGAGAAUCAGUUAAUCGGCGGUUAUCGACGAUCCUCUCGUCACGUGUUGGUGAAAAGUUUUCAGUCGAGAAUCGUGUUUACAAAAUCGGUGAUAAGCGGUUUUCAAUAAAAGUAUUUUUACCACGUGUGUUGUACUGCUGGUUUUUUGACAAAUUCAUAACAUUCUAAAGCUCUAAAGCCGGGUACUUAUGUUGAAGAUUAACUGUAUUGUGGAAAAAACUUCGUGGACUUGCAGAAAAUGUGUUUAACUUUGUUUUAGUUGUUAUCGACUUUGAUUUCGAUGUGACAGUUCUUUGUAUUUUGAUACAAUCGUGGGCUGCUAUUCAAUAAUAUAGAUUGUAGGUCAUAGUUGAGAAUAAUUAAUUUCUAUAAGAAGUAGUUCCAAAAUCAGUGAAAUAACUAGUUCGUUGAUUGUUGUGAGAACAGUUUAAAUUCAAACGAUAUAAUUUUGUUGAGAGUCAACAGUUUAAAUUGAAAAGAUAUAAUUUUGUUGAGAGUCAACAGUGGGUCUAUUCCAGCUCCCCAAAAAUUACAUUUUGUUGAAAGACAACAGUGGAUCAAUUCCAAAUUUCAUCAAUAACUUGUGAAAAGUUGGCAUAUGACUGUGCUCAAGAUAUAAAAAAAUUCAAAUUGAACAUAGUAUUUAGUUUGUUGUGAUUACUGCGGUCUCAAACUGUUGGAUUCUAGCAUUCCAGUAUCUUAACUUUUUAUCAAACUGUUACAAAAAACAAUUUUUCAGAUUCUUUCAAUAACAGUUAUCACUUAGAGACAAAAGUCUAACACAAAGAGAUGUUAUACUCAUAUACUGGUAUAGAAUUAAAAUAGCAGAUUGCCACUUUCAAUCUUUAAUUAUUGUCAAAAGUUGAUACAGUUUCCAGUUUUUACGACAUUCUUAUCAAGUUUUUUCCCUGCCCCUGGUGAACUUUCAAUGCAAAUGACCGCCUUUUAUUGAUGCAGCUUCAAACUUUCAUGAAUUCUGAUGUGACUAAACUUUGAAAGUUGAUAAACCACAGGUUGGAUUUAUGUGAAAUGUGACAUUGGUGAGAGAUUAGUGAGGACUUCAUCAGAAAGAGUUUUUUCUUGAAAAAUCAAACUGGAUCGAUUCACGAAGAACGCCAUGGGCAAGAUCAAUUUGGCUUGGUGUCCACGAGGAGGGCUGGGAGGUGGCGAGGGUGGGGGAGGAGGAGUUUGCCUGACCACCCUGACUGACAGUCUGUCGUCCCUUCAUCCCUCCAACUGGGGGUGGCCCUGCUGGUCCAAGUCCCUCAAAAUGCCCGCGCUAAGGGGUCGCAAGGGGUGGUGCGGCUGUUUGCAGGAUGACGAGCCACCAGAGAUCACGUACUGCGUGGUCGACCACACAGGCACCCUGUCACUGCAGACGCUUACGCCCACCCAACCAAUGCCUGGCGAGGAGGAACUCAACGCCAAAUUCGCUGAGUUGGUCGAAGAGCUCGAUCUCACCGCCCCCAACAGGGCAGCCAUGAUGGGUCUACCAGCCGAGAAGAAAUGGCAGAUCUACUGCAGUCGAAAACGAGACCAGGAGCAGACCACGGAUCUCUCACAGCUGCCUCAGGACUACAUAGAGCGGCUCGAUGCCUUGGCUCAGCUGGUGUCAUCAGGCGAAGGCGUGGAAGACUCAGAGAUGCUGAGCCGGGGUCGAACCCUGGACUCUCUGAAAACGGCGCUUCGCACACAACCGCACAGUUUCGUGCAACACUUCGUCGAGUCACAGGGUCUGGCGUCCAUCCUCACCUGCCUCAGCACCAUGGACUAUGCCACCGCGCAGAGUCCUGUUCACACCGCGCUCAUCGGAUGCGUCAAAGCACUGAUGAACAACUCAACAGGCCGUGCCCACGUGUUGGCCCAUCCUACAGCGAUCAACACGAUUGCGACGAGCCUGUGCACGGACAACGUGAAGACUAAGGUGGCCGUGCUCGAGAUAUUGGGAGCCGUCUGUCUAGUGCCGGGCGGGCACAAGAAGGUUCUCGAUGCCAUGACCAACUAUCAGGCCUUUGCUUUCGAGCGGGCUCGCUUUCAGACGAUAAUCAACGACCUAGACCGCAGCACAGGCGUUUACAAGGAUGAGGUGAGCCUAAAGACGGCGAUCAUGUCGUUUGUGAAUGCGGUGCUCAGUUACGGUUCAGGCCAGGAAAGCCUCGAGUUCAGGCUACACCUGCGUUACGAGUUCCUCAUGCUGGGGAUACAGCACAUCAUCGACAAACUCAGGAAACAUGAUAAUCAGACUUUGGAUAGGCAUUUGGACUUCUUUGAAAUGGUCAGAAACGAAGACGAGAAAGAAGUCGCUAGGAAGUACGAACAGGUCCAAGUGGAUACGAAGAGUACUACAGCAGUGUUUGAUCUUCUAAGAAGGAAACUCAGUCAUACAGCCGCCUACCCCCACCUUCUCUCAUUACUAAAUCACUGCCUGCUUCUACCUUUGGAUUAUGGCAGUCAACCUCAGCACUGGUUGCUAUUCGAUAGAAUAGUUCAACAAAUAGUCAUGCAGUCUGAAAAUGGAUCCAAUCCUGAUGCUGCUCCUAUUGAAAUCAAUGUCAAAGAAAUUGUUCAUUUAUUAGCCAAAGAAGAAGAACUAGUGGCGGCGAGAAAGAAAGCCGAAGACCUGGAAAAAGACAACAUGCAAAUUGCAACCGAACUGUCGAAGAAAGAACAGGAACUCGAUCGUAGGGCACAAGAGAAGGAAGACAUAGAAGCGAGCCUGCUGCGAAUCAAAGAGCGACUGGAGAAAGAGACAGCCGCCCACCUGGAAGCGAGACAGAAGAUAUCUGAGCUGGAAGACAAGGCCAGCGAACUGGAGUUGAGAGCGUCCUAUGAUGAGAGUGAGAGGAAACGAUUGGAAGCACUGCUAAGCUCUGGUAGUUUGCCUGAUGAUGCUAAGGUUGUCGGCCUAUCUCGCCCGCUCGCUCCCACGGAGCCAAAACCCUCAAUUCCCCCUCCGCCAGCUCCACCCUUGGCACCAGCACCACCCCCACCCCCGGGGCCCCCCGGACCCCCACCUCCACCCAGCAUGGGUGCCCCACCAGGGGGAGUCAGGGGUCCCGCAGCCCCCCGCACCCCGGCACCGCAGAAGCCAGUACCCCAGCCUUCGAAUCCAUUGAAGUCGUUCAACUGGUCCAAACUGCCCGACACCAAAGUGAACGGCACCAUCUGGACUGAACUGGACGACACCAAACUCUACACCGCCAUGGAGUUGGAGAAUAUCGACAAGCUGUUCUGUGCUUAUCAGAAGAAUGGAGUUCCUAACGACGGCUCAAUCGAAGACCUGACCAAACUGGGCAAGAACAAAACAAAAGUGCUUUCUGUGAUAGACGGUCGCCGUGCCCAAAACUGCACCAUUCUGCUCUCCAAACUCAAAAUGUCUGAUGAGGAUAUUUCAAAAGUGAUUUUGAGCAUGGACAGCCGUGAUGAGCUUCCUCUCGACAUGGUGGAACAGCUGUUGAAGUUCACUCCUUCGGCAGAGGAAGCAGCCCUACUCGAGGAGCAUGCUGAGGAAAUCGAUAACAUGGCCAGGGCUGAUCGGUUCCUAUACGAAAUUUCAAAGAUCCCGCACUACGAGCAGAGGCUACGCAGUCUGCACUACAAGAAACGAUUCGGUGUGUGGGUGGCUGAGAUAGAACCACGUGUGCGGGCCGUCAUGGAGGCAUCACGUGAGGUUUCAAGGUCACGUAGGCUCAGGCGCUUACUGGAGAUUGUGCUCGCUCUCGGCAAUUACAUGAACAGGGGCGCCAGAGGCAACGCUACCGGGUUCCGGCUCGCUUCCCUGAACCGGCUGGUUGACACCAAAUCGAGUUCGGCGAAAGGCACCACCCUGCUGCACUAUCUGGUCGAAAUUGUCGACAAGAAGUUCAAGGAUAUCCUGAAGAUCGAGGAGGAUCUGCCCCAUGUGAGGGAGGCCUCGAAGGUCAGCCUCCAGGAGUUGGAGAAGGAUAUGGCUCAGCUCAGAAAUAAUCUCAAGGAAGUGGAGAGAGAACUAGAGUUCCACCGAGUUCAACCGGUGGCUCAGGGCGAUCGCUUCCUUCCCGUCAUGAAGGAGUUCCUAUCGUCUGCCACAUGUCGGUUCUCUGAGCUGGAGGACUUGUUCCAGGAUAUGAAGACUCGGUUUGACAGAGCUGUAAGACUGUUUGGUGAGGACAACUCGACGAUCCAGCCGGAUGACUUUUUCGCCAUUUUUGACACUUUCCUGACCGCUUUCAACGAGUGUCUCAACGACAAUGAAAGUCUCAGGCGGAGGAGAGAGGAAGAGGAGAAGAGAGCCAAGCAAGAUGCUGAGCUGAAAAAACGCACAAUGGACCGCAAAAACAGUCGCACACCGAGCGACUCGACCAACCUGUUGGUGGGCAACGGGGUGGCCAUUAAGGGCGAAAAUGGCAACGCCGUUAAGGGCGAGUUCGACGACCUGAUCUCGGCCCUGAGGACGGGCGAUGUGUUCGGCGAGGAUAUGGCCAAGAUGAAGCGAAGCAGAAAGUCAAGGCUCAACGGCAACUCACCGCCGAGGAGGAACAGUGCUAGUAGGGAGGAAAGCCGCGAGAGAGUGCUCAGGAGGCAGUAGGGUGACGUCACAGCUAUGACGUCACUCCAUGCAUAAAGAGGCUUUUACGGUAGUCAAGUUUCCUUGAAUUCAAGAACAGAAACUUGUAUCGAUUAUAGACUUCGAGACUUGAAGACUUCAGGAAGAAAAACUUGAAGACUUGUAGACUUCGAGACUUGAAGACUUCAGGAAAAAAAACUUGAAUCCAAUAUACCAAUGCAGAUUUUAAGAAAAGGAAUUUGAAUGAGACCCUUCAU
Messenger RNA from Nilaparvata lugens (brown planthopper), 4889 nucleotides. It is a transcript of the gene DAAM, whose product is annotated as disheveled-associated activator of morphogenesis 1. Bases 1204 to 4653 code for a protein of 1149 amino acids. The record is from RefSeq and is a predicted model, not a curated record. The transcript has 20 exons. Gene Ontology annotation, molecular function: small GTPase binding; actin binding. Lineage: Eukaryota; Metazoa; Arthropoda; Insecta; Hemiptera; Delphacidae. Gene Ontology annotation, biological process: positive regulation of actin filament polymerization; actin cytoskeleton organization.